AUAACCUGAUUAAACAACAACUAUGGAGCUACUUCUGGAUCUGCUGUGUUUGUGUCUUCUGUGUUUGACCGGGAAAAGACUUUGUGAUGAAAACGAACCAAAAUAUAUCAUAGUGAAAGAAGGGACAGAUGUUAUGUUACCAUGUUCUCUCAGCACCAAGGAGAACGUUGAGUCAAAAGUGUUUGACUGGAGGAAAGUUGCUCAGAAAGAUGAUGGUCUGAAGGAGGUGUUCAUGUAUGAAAAAGGCUUUCAUUACAAUAACGGUCGUCCAGGUCAGAGUGAAGAGUUCAAAGGUCGAGUCUCACAUUUUGAAGAUGAACUGAAACACGGCAACGCCUCCAUAAUCAUCAGAAAUAAGAAGGAGGCUGACAGUGGAGUCUACACCUGUCAUUUCCCACGUCUUCAUCAAAUGUUCCUCCUUAAGCUUGUUGUUGUUGCUCCAGAGCCAGACAUCAACAUUAUUGAUGCCACAGAUGAUGGAGUGUUGCUGCAGUGUGAGGUUCGAGGUGCUGUUCCCAAACCUAGAGUAGAGUGGCAGGACAGAGAUGGAAACAAACUUCCUGCUGAAGACCCGCAGGUCUCUGAAAGAGGAGACAGAUACCACAUCACCCUCCAGACUACUGUGACCAAGACCGGCUGCUGUCGCUGUGUCGUCACACAGGAGGAAACCAACCGGAGGACUCAUGCUGAGAUUUAUGUGGCUAUUAUUGGUAAGAUUCCUCCUUGA
This is a messenger RNA of Perca fluviatilis (European perch), 727 nucleotides long. Its product is annotated as butyrophilin subfamily 2 member A2-like. The transcript is spliced from 3 exons. The coding region runs from base 23 to 727 and encodes 234 amino acids. Lineage: Eukaryota; Metazoa; Chordata; Actinopteri; Perciformes; Percidae. The record is from RefSeq and is a predicted model, not a curated record.